AUGUCAGUCAGCACGGCACCCUCGCUACAGCUUACCGAUUACCUGGAGAAGCUCCCAGGUACGACCUUUCGGAAGCUCUACCAGCAGCCCUCGACGGCGUUUGCCAUCUUUCGGCGCAUGCUGCCCCAACUCGCCAAAACAUUUGUUAUGCGCAUGCUUUUCAUGCCCAAGCCGAUGCUCCUCCACGAUCUCGAGCUCUGGGCGUUCCACAUCGUACAUAUCACCGCGCCGUCACGCGACAAACCGCAGGAGAUGCAGCUCUCCUCCAACUUCAGAACAUCGAUGCGCCUCGCGCUGACUGGCGGGGGCACACACCAAUCGUUUGGUGUUCCGUCUAACCUGACCGUCCCGACGGAGAUCGACAUCAACUUCCUUGAUCGAUACGCAAAGAAAAAGUGGGAGGACAUUUUGCACUUUGUCGUCUCCUCCGUGGGCUACAAGUCUAGCGCAGAGGCCAAUGGCCCGAAUAAGAGCGUCAAGGAACUCAUUAUCUCGGGACGUCUCGUCGAUCGCCGUCCCGGAGGUGGCAUCGGCAUCACGCAAGCAGGGUUCACAUUCCUCCUGCAGGAAGCCAACGCACAGGUCUGGACGCUGCUUCUACUGUGGCUCGAGGCAAUGGACAACAACCGCGAAGCAGGCUUGGAGGCGGUCGACAUGCUGUCGUUUCUCUUUGUCCUGGCCAGCAUGGAACUUGGGCGGGCCUACGAUACAAACGCUCUGACGGAACAGAGGCGGAACAUGCUCCCGUCCCUAGUCGACUUUGGCCUUGUGCAUGUCCCUCAUCAUAAGAGAUCCAUGUUCUUCCCGACCAGGCUGGCGACGACGCUCACAUCCGGCUCCAGCUCGAGCCUGCGCACCAUCUCCGAGGGUGUGACGGCCGCGACCACGGCAGUCCAGACGUCCGGCGGGCCCCUGGGCUCGACCGAAAAGGGGAGUGUCGUCGUCGAGACGAACUACCGCGUGUACGCCUACACCCACUCCACGCUGCAGAUUGCCGUCCUCGCCCUGUUCUGCAAACUCACCUCCCGCUUCCCGGACAUGGUGGCCGGUCGCCUGACGCGCGCCUCGAUCCGGCAAGCCAUCAAUUUUGGCAUCACGGCCGAUCAGAUCAUUGCGUAUCUCGCGGCCCACGCGCACGAGCAGAUGCACCGAACCGCGCUGCAGACCGCUAAACCCGUCCUGCCGCCCACCGUCAUCGACCAGAUCCGCCUCUGGCAGCUGGAGAAUGAGCGCAUGAAAACGACCGUGGGCUUCCUGUUCAAGGAGUUUGAGGAUCAUAAGGAGUACCUCGCGGUCGCCGGGUUCGCAGAGGAAAUUGGCGUGCUCGUUUGGCGGAGCGACAAGACGGGCAUGUUCUUUGCGAGCAAGCACGAGCAGAUCAGGGACUAUCUGCGGAUACGCAAAAAGGCAGAGUGA
This is a messenger RNA of Emericellopsis cladophorae, 1416 nucleotides long. Its product is annotated as RNA polymerase II transcription factor B subunit-like protein. Gene Ontology annotation, biological process: nucleotide-excision repair. The coding region runs from base 1 to 1416 and encodes 471 amino acids. The transcript is spliced from 3 exons. Gene Ontology annotation, cellular component: transcription factor TFIIH core complex; transcription factor TFIIH holo complex. The record is from RefSeq and is a predicted model, not a curated record. Gene Ontology annotation, molecular function: ATPase activator activity; double-stranded DNA binding. Lineage: Eukaryota; Fungi; Ascomycota; Sordariomycetes; Hypocreales; Bionectriaceae.